AUGACGCAAAAGAAGUUGCAGCACCGUGUAGAAGAAGAAGAAGAAGAUAACAGCGCGUAUGGGUUCUAUAAGCGGUUGGAGAGGCAGAGCCGAGUGAUGAAGAGCAAUCUGACUGACAACGUAAGAGCCAUUCUGGUCGACUGGUUGACGGAAGUGCAUGCCUCCCUCGGUUACGGGCCGGAAACUCUUUUUCUCGCCGUCAACGUCGUCGACCGCUUUGUCUCCCUCUCCCUGGAGGUGUUGUCCAUGGCUGAGUUAAAGCUUCUGAGUAUGGCGGCGCUCGUCAUUGCGUGCAAGUAUGGAGAGGAAUGGUUCCCUGCUGCUAUAGAGUUCAACAAAAUCCCAGAAACUUACUUCACCAGAUCUUUUCAUGGCAUCAGUUACAGUCAAGACGAAAUCAAUUCGAUGGAAAUCAAGAUCCUGAAGAAGUUGGAUUGGAAGCUGAUGGUUCCCACAAUCCACACUUUCUUGCUUGAAUUGUUUAGCUCUUGUGGGGUCGGGGAAACCGAUGGGGAGUUCAAGAAUCUGGCCUUCUGUUUCGGGGAGAUUGCGAUGAAUGAUUAUGAUAUGAUUGUGAGGUACUCUGCAUCUUCCAUCGCCGCCUCUGCUGUUUGUGCAGCGCAGUGCUGCAUGUGCAAACGACAUGGCUGGAACAGAGCUCUUGAAACCGGUUACUCCAAACGACAAGUCGUCUCACGUGCCGGACGUCUUCUACGGUUGCUUAAGAUGAAACCCGACAGAAAAGUUUUCAAGAAAUACUCUAAUUUGUAG
Molecule: messenger RNA, 771 nt
Organism: Corylus avellana
Lineage: Eukaryota; Viridiplantae; Streptophyta; Magnoliopsida; Fagales; Betulaceae
Product: G2/mitotic-specific cyclin-1-like
Biological process (GO): mitotic cell cycle phase transition
Molecular function (GO): cyclin-dependent protein serine/threonine kinase regulator activity
Source: RefSeq, a predicted model, not a curated record